This is a messenger RNA of Pichia kudriavzevii, 2247 nucleotides long. RefSeq lists its product as uncharacterized. Lineage: Eukaryota; Fungi; Ascomycota; Pichiomycetes; Pichiales; Pichiaceae. The transcript has a single exon. Bases 1 to 2247 code for a protein of 748 amino acids. The record is from RefSeq and is a predicted model, not a curated record.
AUGCCCGACAUACACAUGUAUACCCAACACCCUCAUACAGAGGCUAUCCAACACACUACUUCUGCAGAUAUGGCACAUCUGCGUUCAGCAACGGUCUCAGUGGUAGGAAGCCAAAACUUUAUUCACCACUCUCAACAACAGCAACAACAACUACAGCAACAACAACUACAGCAAUUCCAACAACAGGCCCAACAGGCUCAACAACCAAUCAUCCCAACAAGAUCGCAGCAGAUGAACUAUUCUUCUCUUUACCCUAUCGUUCCAACCAAUUCCUCAUCUGUUCUUUACCAUCACCCCAAACAAAACCUUACUGCCUCGGCAAUACAAGACCAUUCAAACUCCCCGCAACCCCAAAAUUUUAUCCACCAGUUGGCGAAACAAAAUCCUAAUCAAGUUUACUCGAAGAUCCACUCUCCAAUCAGUAACCUCUCAAAUUCAAACCAACAAAACCUUCAACCUCAUCAGCAAUCUUUACCGCCCCCAUCGCAGUAUCAACAGCGUAUAUAUCAACCAAAGAAUAUAACUCCACCUUCGGCCAAAUCAAGCUAUAGUUAUGUCUCUCCUUACACAUCACAACCUAUUGGAUCACAACCUGUCAUUUCACAAUCCCUUGUAUCUGAAGAAAUACCUUCCCCAAAGGUAUUGCCUCAGCACGUGCAACCCCAGCAGGCAACUUCAGUUUUACCAUUAAAAGUUGAGGAUAGUUGGUAUGUGCAAACAAAGUUAACCCAACCUUAUUUAUCGACUUUAAGUGAAUAUCCAUAUAGUAACUCCAAUAUGAAUAUCAAUGCCAAUGCAAACCCAAAUUCAAGUGUCAAUGCAGCCGUCAGUUAUCCACCAUUGCCACAUCAACUAUCCCACCAUUCCUCCUCUAGUGAUUUGCAAAUACCAGUCAAGAGGGGCGAGCAAUACACCAACAUAUAUGAUAACAAUAUUAUCAAUGUUAACAAUCCCAGCAUUAACACUACCGGCUAUAUGACCAACGGCAGUAGUAUCAAUACUAGCAGUAGCAAUAGCAAUAACAACAACAUAAACUACACAGCUGGUUUAAGUUAUCAAUUGGGUUAUGAUAAUACAAUCUCACAAACCCAACAGCCUUUGCAUAGUAGGAGCAGUAGUAAUUCCAAUAUGAAUUUGGUCACCAAUACCAACUAUAACAUCAACCAACGUUCACCAUACAACAAUCCUCCUUUGGCUUAUUAUAAUCUUCCCCAAUACACGUUAAAUGGCUAUAACAAUAGCAGCUUUAAGGAUGCGAUUGGCAAUGGAACUGGUCUCAGAAAACGGGGGUAUGAUGAAAUACAAAAUUUUGAGGUAAAGAAAUCAUCGAUUGCUGGCGUGAUAUACAAUUCCAAUGCUGUUUUUAAAAGGCUAAAGCCAAAUACAAAUGAGGAGAAAAGUGAAAGUCUAUUUAAGGAGGAAACAAAUAGAAGUCAGGGUAGACCAUUCAGUAGUAAUUUACAGUGCAGGUUCUGGCUACAUGAUAACCUGAAGAGUCUACUGAAUCAUGUGGACAAGAAGAACAACAAUGAAUUUAUUGUCUAUGAUAUGAAGAACGAAAUCAAACUAGAUAAUAGUAACUGUACCGGUUUGUAUUCUAGGCUUGAAGAUUCACCAAUAUAUCAGAUAUUGCUGAAAAACCUACAAGGUAGUUUGAACAAUGACUCUAUCUUAAGAACUGAUAUGAUCAAUGACAAGCUGAAUUCUGACGUAUCAAUGGAGGCAUUAGAUAAGUUUAUGAAUUGUAGACACAACGAUGUCAUGAAGGUCGAAGGAUAUAGGGAACAAUUUACACCAACGCAGAAAAACAUUUCAUAUCAAUCCAAAAACGACAAGAACAAGGCCUGUGGCAAGAGAACAAUCAACUUCCACAAUCUCAUCAACGAGGCCUUCAAGAACGAUGAAGAUUAUGUGUUUGUCAAGACAAUCCGGGAUAACAAUGGCCACAUCCUCAAACUUGAGACAAUCAAGCCACCAGUUGAUAAAGAUGGUCGGUACUGUUAUACUCCGGAAUGGGUCAAGCGCAGAAUCUGUUAUCCAAGGUAUAAGGGCGGCAUGAAUCUGCACCUGUUGAGUUCGAGGUACAACUUUGUAUUAUACAACGAUAUAAAGAUGUUGUUGUGGGACAUCAAGGAGGAGCUCUUGACACGAAGUGAGAAAGAGCUCAAUGAGAUGUUGGAGAAGGGGUGUUUGAUUGACGACCGGCUCAAGAAGAGUCUCUUUGGAGACAGGACCGUGUACACUUAG